AUGAUGCUGUCCUCCAUCCCUUCACUGUCGACAUCAUAUAUCCGCCACAGCACCGGCCCAUAUACAGAGCAGACCCUACAACUCCAAGACCAGCUCGACCAGCUCGAUCAAAUUGAGCUGCUCCUGCCCUCCUAUCUCCACCAGCACCAGCACCAGCACCAGCAGCCGUCCACCACUGAUAGUCCGUUGUUGAACUUUUCUGCUUACCAGGGCUGCUCUACGCCACCUCCUCCAGAGUCAUCCUCCUCCGCCGUAGCCUCUCCAGCAGGCACAGUCGCCUACGACUCCUCCUCGCCCGUCUACUCCGUCCAGGGAUCUCCUGAGACCGACUUCAUCUCUUCCUUCUACCACGGCGCAGGGAGCUUUUCUAUGCCCGACGAGAGUUUCCCGACUCGGGAAGAAGGGCUAUCGCAUACUCCACCGACGCCUUCCAUAAAGGUGUAUCAGUCUUCGCCGCACAACAACAACAACAACAACAACAACAACCCUCACCAACACCAGCACAACAACCAGAUGCUGCUACAGUCGGGUCUAUCGUACGAAGGGGACCUCCAGACGUUGUUACCGCCACAGCACAACCAUCAUCACCACCACCGUCUCUCCUCUCGAGCUGCUGCUGCGACUGCUGCCUGCGCAAAGCCACAGACACAGUCGCAAUCGUCACCGCAUAGACGCACCCCAUCCACCUCAUCCAGCGUCUCCCUGCCGUCUGCCUACCACGGGUACACGGGCUACGACCGCGGCUCGUCAAAGCCUCUGCCUACCCCUGAACAGACCCCCGUUCAGUCUUCCUUCCUGGCUCAGCCAUCGUUCCCUCCUUACGACCCGUCUUCCUCGUACCGAAAUGCAGGAGACCAUCCGGAGAUGGAGAUGGCAAUGAGACGAGCAGCCUUUGAACAGCAGCGACAGCAGCAGCAGCAGCACCGCCAGCAGCAGGCUGCGCAUGCUGUCGACGAAGAGCCAACAACCACUUUCCCACCGUACUCCCUCGCGCCGUCGGUGUCGACGUUGAGUCAUAACUCACCCGCCACACCGCAGACGAGCUUCCCGGAAGAGUCCGAGGACACUAAACUUGCACAUGGUAUGACUCCGAUUCCCGUUGAUGUGCACGGCUGGUUAGACGAAUACUUACUCUUCGAUGAUACAGACAACCUCGCACAACCGUCCCAUGUGACCGGUUCCCUCUCCGACCCCUUCCAGGAGGAGAUGUACAACCCAGCCUUACAGCAGCUACGAAGCGGCUCGGCACAGAAAAACAGACCACAGACACAGCCACAGCAGCAGCAGCAGCAGUACCCUGGCUACCGCAACCGAAACGUUAUUGCCGAUAGGCUGCAGGCCGCCCAGCAGGGACACAUGACCGCGCGAGCUCACUCCCCUCGCGACGCAUCUCCCUGGGCCCAGCCGGCGAACGUCUUCCAGAACGCACUUCACCAGCCAUCCCACAUGAACUCUGCCCUCCGGGGAAUGGACCUGAUGAGUCACGGCGGCCAUGAUGAGCAGCCCAAGACCAUCUCGCCCAAGGACGCGAUGCUCGAGUUCCACGAGUCACCCGCGGACAACAGCAGCAUGCCCCUGUUCCCCUCGCAGGCCGAAGCCUCGCAGUUUGAAGCUGCCGUGGCUACCACACUGGCCAACACAGACUUCUCCAACGAUGCCUUUGCCCCCUUCUCCUCCGCCUCCCAAAACACACCACAGCCUUACUUCCUCGGCCAGGCUGGCGCCGACGUGCUGCAGUACCCGGCCGGCACCGCCCAACAGCACCCGCCCCAGCACCACCAGCAGACUAGCGCCGAGUUUGCAGCCGCCCUGGCCGGACUCGACUCCGGGUCUGUCGACCGCAAGAUGGAAGACCGGGACUCGGAUCUACCCGCCGGCCGACCAGACGACACAGCGUCGGAAGCCGGAACCUACAGCUGUACCUACCAUGGUUGCACCCGCCGCUUCGAGACGCCUGCUCGUCUGCAGAAGCACAAGCGCGAAGCCCACCGCCAGACGACGCCCGGCUCGCACAUGCUUGCCCGCGACAGCUCCUCUCUAGGUGCCCGUGGGCUCAGCGCACGCAACUCUCAGGCUGGCCCUCACAAAUGCGAGCGCACCAACCCCUCGACGGGCAAACCAUGCAAUUCUAUCUUCUCACGGCCCUACGACUUGACGCGCCACGAAGACACAAUACACAAUGCUCGCAAGCAAAAGGUCCGCUGUCAUCUCUGCACCGAAGAGAAGACCUUCUCCCGCAAUGACGCCCUCACCCGACACAUGCGUGUCGUCCACCCCAACGUUACCUGGCCAGGCAAGCAGAAGCGACGAGGUCGUGACGACUAA
Molecule: messenger RNA, 2325 nt
Organism: Microsporum canis CBS 113480
Lineage: Eukaryota; Fungi; Ascomycota; Eurotiomycetes; Onygenales; Arthrodermataceae
Product: SILG
Exons: 1
Coding region: 1-2325 (774 amino acids)
Biological process (GO): regulation of transcription by RNA polymerase II
Cellular component (GO): nucleus
Source: RefSeq, a predicted model, not a curated record